Cyphellophora europaea CBS 101466 is the source of this 501-nucleotide messenger RNA. RefSeq lists its product as uncharacterized. The transcript has 2 exons. Bases 1 to 501 code for a protein of 166 amino acids. NCBI's taxonomy places the organism in Eukaryota, Fungi, Ascomycota, Eurotiomycetes, Chaetothyriales, Cyphellophoraceae. The record is from RefSeq and is a predicted model, not a curated record.
AUGCCGUCCCUACACCUCAUCCCUCGGGCCGACGACGACGACAUCGUUUGCAACUACUGGGGCUGCGUCAGCUACACCAGCUAUGUGAUCAAAUGGGCUGUCUUCGGCGGCCUCAUGGCGGCUUGCCUGCUAUUCUUCUUCGGAGGCUACAUCCACGCCAAGCAGCGCAUGAAGAAGGGUCUCGCGCCACUCUCCUACCACCGCUGGAUGAUCCCUCGCCGCCAACGCAUUGCCUUCCAUGCCGCGCAUCCCAACCUGCCUAAUCCCUACAUCCAGCGCCAGUGGUACACGCCCGGCUACGGCAUGCACCCCGUCAACCACUAUGGCCCGCCACCUCCGCAGUACGGUACCCCUGAAUGGCUGCCAGCCUACGCCCCCCCUGCCGACGGCAGCAACGUCAACGCGCACAAGACCAACCCGAACCAAGCAUAUGCUCAGGAAGUAGGCACCACCAGCAUGGGCCCAAGCAUGCCUUCAAAUGCUGCAGGACAGGGCCGCUAA